Molecule: messenger RNA, 709 nt
Organism: Perkinsus marinus ATCC 50983
Lineage: Eukaryota; Perkinsozoa; Perkinsida; Perkinsidae
Exons: 1
Source: RefSeq, a predicted model, not a curated record
AUGCCUCAUCGAGCAGUUGUACGUCCUCUUGGAACGACUCAGAGUGAUCCUGGUGUGGUAGAGAAGAAGCUUCAAUCAGUUGGUUUCCUCGAUUCUCUACCUAAUGACGAUCUUUUUGGUAGUGCUAUUCAUGAUCAAAUUGAUGGUUUGAAGAAUGAUUUCGGUGUCUCAGCGGUUGAUCUAGAACGUAUUCAUGAUGCUUCUUUCAAGCGGGCUAAGGACAGUCAACUACCCUCUGGUGGUGCUUACAUGGGUCAUGUUGAUAGUAGGUCGAUAGAUAUGUUUCUCCAAGCGGUUAAGCGUGCUCCCGGUUGGUCUGUUGGUGUGAUGCCGGAACUAUUUCAAGCUUAUUAUUUGGAGUUCUGUCUUGAUGCCUCGGUUCGUGGAGUUAUUACUGGCAUUGUCGAUAAGGAGUUGAAGGAGCGAGGUCUCAAGGGUUAUUAUGCCCUCAGUGCUCGUGCGGCGUGUAUUGAGUCUGCUCUGAGAGCGAGAUUUGAGUCUAUUAAUUCUCACCGUAUCCUGGCCGAUCGAUGGGAGAGCUUACGGUGGAAUAUUGCUGAUGAUUUUGAGAAGUUUUAUCUUGAAUUUCAAGAGGUACGAGACUCUUACUCUCGUCAACGCCAGCAAGAACUUCAAGGCGCGGAUGUUGUAGAACGACUCUUUGGUGCUCUGACGAAGGAGUUGGCUGAUCGGCUUAUCAGACAGUAUG